GGCGUUUAGUGAAAGAGCUUCCAUCUUCAGCCUUCUCCAGUCACGUACUAGCACUAAAAGAACGUCUCCAAAACUUUAAAUAAUAAAAGGUGGAAAAGCAGAAUGUCCCUUCUCUUUCUGCCGCUCUCUCUCCUACCAAACCCUUCUCUAUACUCUUCCCCUCCAAUCACCUCUCCAUCUCUCAAGUCUGAACCAUCAGUUCUCCCUUCCUUCUCCCAUACGCCAUACCUCUUUGGUCCUUCUUACUUUCAUAGUUCCAUUCGUACAUCUCCUCUUCCCACCUCUCAUCUAUUCCCUAAAAAAUCCAGCGGCCACCUCCAAUUCUGGCUUCCUCUUUUCAUCUGGUUUGAGAUGGUGAGGAAGAGGAUGUCGGCGUCUCGACGACGCUUUGGCAAUGAUGGAGACAUUCGAUUGGGGAAAGCAUGUGUCGGCAACAAAGGGAGAAGCUCUGGCUUCAAUGUGCUUUGCCCCUUGAUAAACAAGGCGCCAUGAAACCCGCAGACGGAGGAAGCACAUGUACCGCCCGUCAUUGUUCAGUCGCAACUGGAGAUCAGUUGGUCGUCAGUCCUCAGUGCGGCGAUGGGAGACAAAGAGAGGUCUGUAUGUCAGAAAUAAGGGUACAACACCUAGCUAGCUUGAUCAAAUAUUCGCCGCGGUGGUGCCCGGUUCCUGUUUGCAGCGGCCUUAACGACAAGGAUGACAGCGGCAAAGACGAGCUCUUGAGUCUUGACUACCCGAGCAGGGCCAAUAUGAAGCUUUAUCAUCAUCACCAGUCUCGAACUUCUCUCAACCCAAUUCUCCUUCCUGCGCCACAGGACUUCCAUGUGAUGGCGUGA
Linum tenue is the source of this 836-nucleotide messenger RNA. Lineage: Eukaryota; Viridiplantae; Streptophyta; Magnoliopsida; Malpighiales; Linaceae. The record is from the annotation of a GenBank genome assembly.